Vairimorpha ceranae is the source of this 1443-nucleotide messenger RNA. Its product is annotated as laminin subunit alpha-2. The coding region runs from base 1 to 1443 and encodes 480 amino acids. The record is from RefSeq and is a predicted model, not a curated record. The transcript has a single exon. NCBI's taxonomy places the organism in Eukaryota, Fungi, Microsporidia, Nosematidae.
AUGGAAAAUUCUUUUUCUUUGCAGUUUAACAAAAUGACACAGUUGAAAACUGUACAAGACUAUGAGGCUGAAAUCACAAGGUUACAAAACGAAAACUGGGAAAUAAAACAUCAACUUGCAUUCUUAAAAUCCAAUGCUCCUUUAAAUGUAGAUGAUGAUAUACAGAAAUUAUUAUACGAUUCAAAAACUUCUAUAGACAUUUUAGAAAAUGAAAAUAAAAAUUUUCAAAAACAAAUUGAUCAUCUUAAAGAGAUUAUAAGAUCUAAUGGUAUUGAAAAAGAAAAAAUGUUAAAAGAUUACAAUGAUAAAAUUAAUGAUACAGAAGGUAAAUUAUUGAGCCUUGAAGAUGAAAAUCAAAGAUUAAUUACACACAUUGAAAAUGUUAAAAAUAAAUAUGAAAGCGUUUUACAAGAGCAUAAAUUAUGUGAUCAAAAAAUUGAAAAUUUUAAACAUGAACAAGGAAAUGUUUAUCAUGAACUUGAAAAGUAUAGAAAUGAAAAUGAAUGUUUAAAAAAUGAAAUUAAUAAUCUCAGAACAGAAAAUUUAUCUUUAAAAAAUGAGAUUAAUAAGAUUAAUUCUAAUUAUCUUAAUUUACAAAAAGAAAAUUUUGAUAUUAAAAAUGAUAAGGCGACUUAUUAUUCAGAAGGAGAAAAAUUACUAAAAGAAAAUGAACAUUUACAAACACAGUACAAAAUUAUUUAUGACGAACGCGGUAAUCUUCUAAAUAUGAAUAGUGAAUAUAAAAAUAAACUUGCUUCUCUUGAAAAUGAAUGUAGAAAAUUAGAAAAGAAUGUUGCUGCGUUGAAUAAUGAACUCGAAAAUUAUAAAGAAACAGAACUUUAUAUUAAAGAAUUACAAAGAAAUUUUAAUAAAGAAACGCGUAACAAACAAAACUUGGCUAUUGAAAAUGAAAAAAUUAAAGAAGAUUUGGAAAUGGCAAAUAAAAAAAUUGAAAUUUUAAAUAAUGAAAAAAGAGCUAUGAGAUACAAACUCAAACAAGAUGAUGGAUAUAUUUUUAAACAUGCUAUAACAGAAUUAAAUAAGUGUUAUUCUGUAGUUAAUGAGAUUAAUGAGAAAGUUAAAAAACUACAGUAUAGUAAAGAAACUCUAGGGUUUUUACAAAGUUUAAAUAUUAAAAGUAAAAAUAUUAAUUUUAUAGUUAAUUCAUUUAAAACUAUUUACGGGAAAAUGAAAGAUAGGAUUGAAGUCUUAAGGCGUGAGGCCCACGAUUUAAAUAAAUUUGGCAAGAAUGAAAAAUUACUAAAAGUUAUAAAAGAAUUUACUGAAGAAUUUAGAAAUGCAAAAUUGGAUCUUGAUUCUACCAAAAAAUAUUUAGAACAAAAAAAUAUAGAAAUAAAAGAGAUGAAAAAACAAAAAUUAAGCCUAGAAAAAAUGUAUAAUAAUUUGUUGCAAAAAUAUAAUCAUACGGUCUGUAAGCUGUAA